Paramacrobiotus metropolitanus is the source of this 1955-nucleotide messenger RNA. Its product is annotated as alpha-1,3-mannosyl-glycoprotein 4-beta-N-acetylglucosaminyltransferase B-like. Gene Ontology annotation, molecular function: acetylglucosaminyltransferase activity. The record is from RefSeq and is a predicted model, not a curated record. Gene Ontology annotation, biological process: protein N-linked glycosylation. The transcript has 8 exons. Bases 264 to 1706 code for a protein of 480 amino acids. NCBI's taxonomy places the organism in Eukaryota, Metazoa, Tardigrada, Eutardigrada, Parachela, Macrobiotidae. Gene Ontology annotation, cellular component: endoplasmic reticulum; Golgi stack; endoplasmic reticulum-Golgi intermediate compartment.
CUCACGCCAGAUAAAGCUAUGGCAGCUAUGGAUAUUCAUAAGUCAGAAAUCUGAAAUAAAGAAGGUUUUUGCCCAUCUUCUCACUCCUAUCUUCUGGGCUUCUUGAACAAAUCGACUACCGUUGCUUACGGUUGAAAUUAAAAGUCAAAAACUAUUCUUGCACAACCGUGCCGAAUGCGCAUGCGUGGGAUCACUUUAAUGGUAUACGUUUUUUGUUUUAUUGUGAGAUUUUUAACGACUGGGAUGAUGUUGAUCUAUUCCCAAUGAAGCGGUUGAAAUCAACGUCAAUCAUUGUGCUAUUGUCGUUGCUACUGGCCUUCUGUGUGUUAGUGAUCCUAUUGCUGGUGUUGCAGUCAAAAACAUGGGUUUACAAGUGCGCGAAUGGAGGCGUUCCACGGGACGGAAGCGGACCGGUACCGCUGUCGUUACCGACAGUAUUGCAACGUAUGCCGCAUUUGCUCGCCAAACCGGAUGCUCUGGUCCCGCGACGGCUUAUAGGGAAAGGACGAACAGGAGUUUCUGUCGUGAUCGGCAUCCCGACGGUGCGGAGAUCAUCGGCGCACAGCUAUCUGGAAGAAACGCUGGAUUCCCUGUUAAGAAUUGAAGAUAGCAAACUAGAGACCGAUGUAUUGGUCAUCGUCAUGGCUGCCGACAUUACCAACUUAAGCGCCGUGGACGCGUUUAUCAACGAUUUACGACAAGCAUACGCCCCGACAAUCGAGAAAGGAACAUUGGAGAUUAUCGCUCCGUCCCCAGAGUUUUAUCCUGAUCUGCAUCAUAUACACUCCGCCCUGGAUGAUUCUCUCGAGCAUCAAAAAUGGCGGACGAAGCAGGUGCUGGAUUACGCUUACCUGAUGACCUAUGCACAAUCUAAAGGAUCAAACUAUGUUCAGUUGGAAGACGAUGUGGUCGCCGUACCGAAAUAUUUAUCCACGAUCAAAAGAUUUGCACAGACGAAAAGGAACAGAUUUAUCUUCGUUCAGCUUAGUGGCGCGGGUUUUAUUGGCAAGCUUUUUCGUACCGUGGAUUUACUACCGUUUGUGGAAUUUCUCCUUUUAUUCUAUGAAACCAAGCCCGUAGACUGGCUGCUGACCAGUUACGUUUCGCUCCAUGUCUGCCCGGAAAACUCCGCUGUCAGCGCCUGUAGGCAAGCCAAGCAACGCGCUGCGCCGCAGAUCAGUCCCCCUUUGUUCCAUCAUAUUGGAAUGCAUUCCUCUUUCCAAGGAAAGACGCACGAUUUACCGCAGGAAAUCAGCUCCGGAAAUGUGAUCCUGUUUAUUCCCCACAAAAAUAAUCCUCCCGCCCAAACAGUGUGGACCACCAUGAAGGUCUAUCCCCAACAUGAUUUGGAGUACGCGUACAAUGGGAGCAAUUACUUCUGGACUGGGCAUUCCCAAGUGAACGACACAAUCACCGUAGAAUUUAGGGACCCCACCGUCGUCACGCAGUAUCUUUUCAAGUCAGGCAACGCUCAACAUCCAGGAGAUCGGUUGUCCGAUGCGGUGGUAGAGGUAGCAACGCCUGCGGGAAGGAAUCAGACGUAUACCUGGCGCGAAGUGGGUCGGUGCUAUCGGGGGAUUGCUCGAGGCACACUGACUACGGGAGCAGCAUUGUUGGCCAUCCGAAUUAGGAUCCUCAGCGGCAGCGAGUUCGGCAUUGUAAUCAAGGAAAUCUGGAUUCGAACUGCCGACGUAAAGGUGAGUUGAGAUUUUCCUUACUGACGUCGCGCUACUCAAUGCUCAUACAGUGGACCUCGGCAAUCAUGUUCCUUUAACAACGAUGUACAACGAUGGAUCGGGAUCGUUCACAUGAUAUCAGAUUGGUGUCCAAUGGUGUAUAUUGCAUGCCACUGACGGCACUUUAGUUGUUGAGUUGACCAUACCAUCCAGCUGAAUGGAUAUCAGCGGAACGGCAGUCAUAAUUUACGCUUCUUCUGCAAUAGUUACUACUUUAUA